Daldinia vernicosa is the source of this 3239-nucleotide messenger RNA. RefSeq names its product kinase-like protein. The coding region runs from base 388 to 2913 and encodes 841 amino acids. Gene Ontology annotation, biological process: phosphatidylcholine biosynthetic process; phosphatidylethanolamine biosynthetic process. Gene Ontology annotation, cellular component: cytoplasm. The transcript is spliced from 4 exons. Lineage: Eukaryota; Fungi; Ascomycota; Sordariomycetes; Xylariales; Hypoxylaceae. The record is from RefSeq and is a predicted model, not a curated record. Gene Ontology annotation, molecular function: ethanolamine kinase activity; choline kinase activity.
GUAGAUUUUUACCGCAUUAUUAUGAUAUGAGGUUUCUAACAUCACCUUGCCGUUGUACGAUCCAGAUUUUAAUAUAUGGUACCUAUCGUUUACACAGACCUAACACCCCAUUAUCCUUAGAACGGAAGCAACUGCCUUUCGCAAUUAAUUUAAGGUUAUCAUAAGGCAGCAUAAGGGUACAUUUCCUGCGACGUAUGCUGCAAGGGGUUCCCGAUACUGCGGAUUCGCGACUACCCGAUAGCCCUGGCACUUACCCUAUUUGACAAUACUUUUUUUCUAUUACCUAUUAUUUUCUUGAUAUGCGACUUCUUAUCAAUUCAUCUUCUUAACAAUCUUUCGCAUUCACAACUCGCACAAAACAAAGCCUGUUUUGCUCCCCUAUUACCUAUGCCAAGUGCCAUAUGCCGUAUAUCAACUAACCUUUAUCUUUUAUCUUUAACAAAAGAAACCUAUCUAUCACUAGCUUUCUAUAACUGGUCUAAACACAUACAUACCAUCAUCCCCCCCAUUUGCCACUCAUUUAUUUGGAGAUCUUUCGACAUGUCUACGUCUACGCCGACCCUCACGGGCGAGGGGCAACCGCUCCGGUCUGUCUUGAAGCAGGACGAUGACCUGGAGAGGCCGUCUUUUCAAAAUACUGUCAUAAGUGCAAAAGCCGUACAGAUAGCUGAACCUGAACCGGAUCAGGACAAUUUAGAGGAAAUACACCCUAAAAGACAAUAUUCGGCUGGACUUGCGAAACGCUUGAGCGGCCGUCCACCCAUGUUAGACCACACCUCUUCUAGGACUUCGCUCCAAAGUCAGAACAGUUUAGAGCCACAAAGUAGCCAUGCUGACAGCCAGUCCCCUCAUCACAAUCCGCAAGAUGGUGGACGUUCGCAUUCUCAUCAUCGUCAUCAUCACCAAUUAGAUAGAUUUGUUGCUCAGGUCGCCGAUUGGUUAGAACAUGAGCGAGUUAAGAGACAAAAUAGGCGGUCGAGGAGGGUUCAUUCGAACAGACGGAAAUGCGCCAAAGAUGAUGCCGACAAAAGCGACACGCAGCAGCCGUCCGAGAGAGCUAGGGCGUACUCUAUUGAUUCCCAAUCUAGUGACACAUCUUUUGAGAGACUCCAAAAGAUUGUUGACGAUGGCAUGAAUGCCUUGGGUCUCCAUGGAAUUCCGCACUAUAACCCAAAGUUUGGGAAGAAGUUAUCGCGGAAAAGAUCCGCCACUAUGCAUCGAACGAUCUCAUCCGACACAGAGUAUCAUGACGGCGAUAUUUUGGUUCCAACAUGUGACGCAGUUCUCGAUAAUUCCAAAACAUUAGGCUAUUCUGGGGGGAAACCUUCUUCCACGGAUGAUGUUUCUUCUUUUCCGAGUAAGAAAGAGGAGAAGGAGCGGAGAGCUUGGAUCACCUUCAAGAAUGAAAUCAUCAAGUUGGCUCAUACCCUAAGGCUCAAGGGCUGGAGAAGGGUUCCUCUGGAUAGUGGAGAGAGUAUCGACGUGACGCGCCUCAGUGGGGCGUUGACGAAUGCUGUCUAUGUUGUCUCGCCGCCAGAUAACCUAUUGGCGACAGGCGAAGGAUAUAAGAAAACCCCCGCGAAAUUAUUAUUGAGAAUUUAUGGUCCCCAAGCCGACCAUAUCAUCGACAGGGAGAACGAAUUAAAUGUGUUACGAAGGCUUGCGAAGAAGAAAAUUGGGCCUCGUUUGUUGGGGACAUUUACUAACGGCCGGUUCGAGCAAUACCUUAACGCUGUCACUCUUACUGCAGACGAUAUCAGAGAUCCAGAUACGUCGAAGCAGAUCGCCAAGAGAAUGAGAGAGUUACACGAUGGAAUAGAGCUCCUGGACAGGGAAAGGGAUGGCGGGCCUAUGGUUCUGAAAAAUUGGGAUACUUGGCUCAAUAGAACUUCACGUGUGAUUACCUACUUGGAUCGAAAAAUCCUCUCUGGUAACCCUGGUCCCGUCAGGGGCCCAGCAGAUACAUGGAAGCUGCGAGGUCUUGUCUGUGGAGUUGAGUGGGCUGUGUUUAAGGAGCUGGUAGAUAAGUAUCGGAGAUUCUUGGACGAUUACUAUGGCGGCUCCCGUGCUAUACGGGAGAGUCUGGUGUUCGCACAUAGUGAUACUCAAUAUGGCAAUAUCUUACGCGUCCGGCCCGACGAUAAGAAGUCGCCUUUACUUCAACCCAAUUAUGAACAUAAGCAGCUCGUGGUCAUAGACUUUGAGUACUCGGCUGCCAACACGAGAGGUUUAGAAUUUGCAAACCACUUCACGGAAUGGUGUUAUAAUUACCACGACGAGGAUGCCCCUUUUGCGUGCGAUACGACGAAGUAUCCCACACCGGAAGAGCAACGUCGUUUCAUCCGGGCGUAUGUCAACCACCGGCCCGAGUUUCCGCAUCCGGGUGCUUCGACGCCGAACUUGACGCCCCUAGCGACCCCGACUUUACAGCCCAGCACGCCCGGCCUAGUUGCUACAAGCCUUAGCUCCACAAGCUCGAUCCGGGAGUUCAUGCUAGACUCGCGUGCGCCGCCGGGCGGCUGGAAAGAAGAGGAUCGCCGUCGCGAAGAGCAGGCCGACACCCAAGUUGACGCAUUAAUGGAAGAGACACGCAUCUGGCGCGUCGCAAACAGCGCCCACUGGGUCGCUUGGGGCAUCAUGCAGGCCAAGAUACCCGGGUUCGAUGAGAAGGUUCCAGAUGAUGUGGAGGGAGUCGUACAGCAGACAGCUAUCGCAGCACCAGAGGAAGAAGCGGGUGACGCAGCCGAGUUCGAUUACCUUGCGUACGCGCAGGACCGCGCUAUGUUUUUCCUUGGCGACUGCGUCAAGUUGGGCUUGGUCACGGAAGAAGAUCUACCCCAGGAGGUAAGGGGGAAGAUCAAGUACGUGGAUUUUGAAGAAGUAUUUGUUGGUGGUGCGAUGGGGAAGAGGUAGCUAGCAUAUAUAUGAUUGGAAGGGAGGUGUAGCGAGCGAUGCGUUGGCCUUGGAAUACGCUUUCAACAGACGGACAGGCAGGCAAAUAUGUUGGGUUCUUUCUAGGAGAGGGAACAAUGUGGGAAUAGGAGGUAGUUUAUGUGCGGUACACAACUUAUUACCUAGCAGCGAGCGAGCAAUGAAUACUUAUCUAGCGAAUGAAAUCCAAACGAAGAUACAUAAAACUCAAGUGUGUUGUUAUAUCGCCCUUUUUUGAGAUGUCUUGGUCUUGUCCAUCGUAUGUAUCAUAGCAAAUAUCCCUCAGAAUGCAUUUGUUAUGACCCCCG